UUUCUUGGCUGGAUUCAAGUUAAAUGAUGCUCAUCCUCCUCGAUCUCUAACCCUUUUUGAACAUUUCCCCCUUGAAAUAGGUCAGUUAAACCAUCGUAAACUUUAGUUCAAUCUAAAGGCAAAGGUUUUCAGCCAAAAUGAUUGAAAAUCUAGACGAUCUGGAUGAAAAUCAAAAGGAAACCCUAAAGAAGUUUCGGGAACAAGUUCAAAGUAGUCUCAAAGAUGAUCAGGAUGAUUAUUUCCUGCUAAAAUGGCUUCAAGCAACUGACUUUGAUGCUGAGAAGGCAGAUGACAUGUUUAGGCAGAGUCUUUGGGUGAGAAAAAAGCUUGAUCUGGAUUCUGUUCUUACUCCAUCCUAUAAACCACCAGAGGUCCUCAUGAAGUAUGAUCCAGGUGGUUUCUAUGGUUACGACAAGGAAGGAUCUCCAAUAUUUGUUGAUCCACUUGGACAAAUUGACUUUAAAGGCCUUCUUCAUUCAGUCAAGAAAGAUGAUGUUCUGAGAUUCAAAGGAUAUCAUGCUGAGAAAGGAUUGCAGCUUGCUAAAGAAAAGGCAAAAGAGACAGGAAAAAGAGUGCAUCAAGUAGUAAACAUCCUGGACAUGGAGGGCCUGGGGCUUAAACACUUGUGGGGACCUGGUGUAGCACUCUUCAAUAGUGUAGCAACACUUUAUGAAAACAACUUUCCUGGUUACUGGAAAAGAAUAUUUGUAAUUAAAGCUCCUCUGAUUUUCCCUGCGGCCUACAAUUUGGUCAAGCCAUUCCUGAGUGAAGACACCAAGAAUAAAAUCAAGAUACUUGGAGGUGAGAUAUUAUUAAGUCAUUAAUAAUUGUACAAGUACCAUAAUGUCCAUCACUAGUUUUUGCUGAGAAGCAUUACAUGCUGGUGCCCCUACCCUCUCAUCAAGGGGGUUGACACAUGGCUUAGGGCUGCUGUGGUCUUUAACGUCUUAUUUGUGACAGAGUCAAAAGACACUAUUUUGGACAGUAAUUAUUUAGUCAUAAAUCUAUAUUUUUAAUUAGGAAUGCCUCGUGUACACAUAGGAAUGUAAUUCUUUAGUUAACUGUUUGCGUGGAAAAUGCGUAAGCAAGAAAUAAUUUCCGUACGUAAUUA
This is a messenger RNA of Actinia tenebrosa (Australian red waratah sea anemone), 1111 nucleotides long. Its product is annotated as SEC14-like protein 2. The record is from RefSeq and is a predicted model, not a curated record. Gene Ontology annotation, cellular component: cytoplasm. Lineage: Eukaryota; Metazoa; Cnidaria; Anthozoa; Actiniaria; Actiniidae.